Messenger RNA from Linum trigynum, 2989 nucleotides. Lineage: Eukaryota; Viridiplantae; Streptophyta; Magnoliopsida; Malpighiales; Linaceae. The record is from the annotation of a GenBank genome assembly.
GCCGUCGAGCCCAGAGGCUUCCCGCUAUUCUCUCAGACCGAAAUUUCCAAUAAUCCGCCCGCUCCUGCCGUACUGUUGUGGUAGCCAUUGGAGCUCCUGAAAUCGUCUUCCUCGGAGAUUAGAGGUACGCGAGACACCACUCAGGUUGAAUGUCUCAGCAGACUAGCAGCUCUUGCAUAUUCUUGAUUAGCCAUGUAAUCAAUGGAUUUUUAGGGUUUCCCCACCAGUUUAAACUUCAAACCAAUCAACUCGCUGCCGAACAAAUUUACCUAACUUUCUUUGAUUGAGUUGUUCAACAUUGGGAUGGGACCCCAAUCCAAGUCACACCAGUUUGUUCCGGUUUGAGAUGGGGUUCUUCAUCUUGUUUAUCGUUUCUUCUUUGAAAGAUUUGCUCAUCUGGAUAGUGAGUUCUAUACUAUGCGUAGUAACUGUGAUGCCAUUGUUUUGUUUUGAUUCGUUAUGUUCUUUCUUUAUUGAGUUUUUUUGGCUUCAGGAGAGUGACCAAAUUAAUUGUGUAAGAGUGUGUGAAUUAAUGGGAUGGGCAUCUGAAGUCUGAUAGUUCUACUGCCAUCAUCAUUCUAGGUCUGCUUGUUAUGGGGACUCUGCGAUUUGCUGUUUUGAGAAAUUUCUCAUAGGUUUCCAUUGCAUAACAGGAAGAACAUUCAGGAUGGCGAACUCAGAUGAUGAGCUUUACAAGGCUGAGGCCGAUAUGCUAGGUUUGUGGGAAGAGAAACGAGUUUUGGCUCAGGAGGUUAAGGCUCAAUGGGAGGAAAUGCUGAAAUUAAAAGAAGAAAGAGAUGUGCUUGAUGCUCAAAUUGAAGAGUUUAAAGAGCUGCAGUGGGAAUUUGAUGGAGAUAAAUCACCAGUUUCGACCUCUUAUGCUACUGGCCUAAUCCUUUCUCCUACUCUGAUGUCAGUAUCUACCUUACUUCCUUCCAUGGCGACCGAGAACUGCAACUCGGCUGUGGAUGUGCCGGUAAGCACACUUGUUCCCCCAUGCUCCUCCAGUAAACGAUGUUUAAUCGGCUCAGAAGCAAAACCUUGUCCUUCCAUUAACAAACUAGGAGGCGAUCUCCUAGUAGAAAUUCUAAUUCGCAGCUUUCCAAACCCGAAACUGGCCUGCCGCUGCAAACUUGUCUGCAAGCAGUGGAACUCUCUUAUAUCCGAUCCUUGCUUCAAUCGUCGUUACGUUUCUCACCACCAGAGCAUAAAUGGAGGCGAAGGUGAACCACCUCUGAUGUUCUCCUACUCCCGGGAUCAUGUUUUCAGAUUUCUCCCUGUGCCUGAUGAAGUUAGCCGCCGAUGGUAUUUCCGUUUCCUGGUUUUUGAUUCCUUCAAGGACUUGAUUCUAUGUGGGCUUGAGGAGUUAAUUGGGUCUGCAGGAUCCCUUUUUAGUGGCGAACUUGUCAGGUCUUUCUUUGUCUGUAAUCCGUUUACAGAACAAUGGGUCGCACUUCCUCUAGCGCCAGAAAAGCCAAUUGGUUCUACUAAAUCGGUCACUAGGUUAGUCUGUGAACCCCGUAGUAGUAGUUCUUGCAAUCUUGAUCUAGGAAAUGGGAAAACAUUUCUCUAUUCUGAUUAUCGUUUCCGGGUGGUGUGUUUGUAUCAACACAUGACGUCUAUAAAACUAGACGUGUUUUGUUCAGAGUCAGGAAAAUGGACCAAGGAGGCUCUUGUUCUUGAUGAUCAUCAACUGGUGCACAAGAAUGUUAUUUCCUGCAAUGGGGAGCUGUUUUGGUGUUGUAGAUGCUCUAAUACUGGCAGGGUGGUAUUAUUUGGUCUUAACCCUUUCCACCUUGAUGUCCCACCCGCUCGUUUCCGUAUUUCUGAACGCUUAUUAGGGUGGCAGUGGAAUAUUUCUGUCUCCCAAGGUACUUGUUACUUAGUUGUACUUAAAGGUGUGGCUUUUCCUGCCGUCUUGCAUGUUUUGAGACUGAAAGAUGACCGUAGAACUUGGAUGAAGCAACAUGAAUGGUGGUUGUUGAAGACGACGUCGACAUCAAGGUGUAACUAUGAAGUUAAGAACUGUACUGUACUUGGUUUGCAUCCAGGGAAGCCAGAAAUGGUCUUCUUACUACAUCGCGGACUUAAUGGUCCGAAUAUAUUGUUCUUCAAUUUGAGGAGCCGGGAGCUGGGGUUCUUCGAUAACCCUCAACCUACUUGGAUGGUGUUCCAGCCUAAGAUCUAUUGCUGGCCCACUCCAAUUCCAGGGUAUGAGAAACUGCGAGGUAUGUACGAUGGAAGCUACAACUGUUGGGUUCAACAUAGCAGCAAAGCUACGACCUGCUCUCUCCCUCAACACGACUGGUAAGUACUCAAACUUGUCAGAAUUUUCAGGUUUCUAGGAAUUCAGUAAUGAGAACAAUUCAGUUAGAAAGAAAGUUUUCUCCUAGAAAUGAAGCAUCCUUGCUGCAACCACAUUAUGUCCCUUAACAGGAUGGGAGAGCAGUCAUGUUAAGCAGCACACAUACACAUGAGAACUUUGUUGUGUUUGCAAACCCAACUGCGCCCAAGCUUGUAAUCUGAACUGUAGCAAAGUGAUGCUCAGGGGCUGCUGUUUCCUCUCUUUUUUCUUUCAGUUGUCUAGUUUCUAACCUCAACUCGUCUCAUUUAUGAUGUGGACUGCUGGACCGACAGAAGAAUGUCAACCAGUUGUUGAGGGUGUUGAUCACUCUGGUCACCAGAAGAAGGAUGACAACUGAUCAGCAAUUUCACACCCUAGGCAGCAUCAAAGCGAUUUGCAGCUGCUAAAUGCUGUUGGUGUACUCGAUGAUAACAGAGGACCCCUGUUUCAACCAAGUUAAUCUGCUGAUGGGAGGUGCGGGUUCAGAAUUGGUUUGUUGCUGUUGAUGGCUACUACUCAAGAAGGAUUUUUCCUACCAUCGGACUGCCACACAUCUUCUAAAAGAUGUAUUACCUCUUUCUAUAGUUGGUUUCUUUUCUUGUAUGAGUGGCAUAUUUCAGUAUGGUCGCAGAAUGAGAAUUGCGG